Molecule: messenger RNA, 5637 nt
Organism: Micropterus salmoides (largemouth bass)
Lineage: Eukaryota; Metazoa; Chordata; Actinopteri; Centrarchiformes; Centrarchidae
Product: receptor-type tyrosine-protein phosphatase H-like
Exons: 27
Coding region: 247-5340 (1697 amino acids)
Biological process (GO): protein dephosphorylation
Molecular function (GO): protein tyrosine phosphatase activity; protein binding
Source: RefSeq, a predicted model, not a curated record
GAAGCAGCUAUUUACUUAGUCACUUGCCAAUAUGAAAGGGCUCCAGCGAUUACAGAAGGAGGACAUGGUUAAGAAUUAAAAGUCAACACCACAGGAAUAAAGUUAAUACUGGACUACGUCAGCCGUGGCACGAGGACAUUCACUGCCAACACACCAGUGGCAGUACUGAAAAUAGAAACUUGAAGGGGAGCUUCAGACAACAAAGGAGUUCAACAAGCUCAUUGUGUGGGUGUUGCUCAAUGAACAAUGAUGAAGCUUUUAUCUUGUAAAAUCACCUCAGUCCACUUGCUGCUGUGUGUCUUCCUCAGCCUACUUUUGGGUGUCACUGACUCCAGCACAAACUCAUCAACGGACGAAACACAGAAAACAACAGUGACAAAAGCCACAGAAGCAGUGAAAACCACUCCUCGUAACACAGAGGAGUUCAAAUCAGUUGGACAAAAUGAGACCAGUAUAACUCUGCAAUGGAAGAAAGUGAAUAGCAUCCUCAACUAUGUACUUGAGUUCAAUGGAAAGGUGAUAAACGUCACUGCAUUAGAGGGACAAGAACACGUGACAGAUACAAUCAUGGAACUCACAAGUGGGACUAAAUACGAUUUCAGUCUCUUCACUGUGUUUGAAAAUGUAACAAGUAGUGGAGUAGACAUCACUGCAGUCACUGCUCCUCGUAACACAGAGGAGUUCAAAUCAGUUGGACAAAAUGAGACCAGUAUAAAUCUGCAAUGGAAGAAAGUGAAUGGCAUCCUCAACUAUGUACUUGAGUUCAAUGGAAACGAGAUAAACGUCACUGCAUCAGAGGGACAAGAACACGUGACACAUACAAUCAUGGAACUCACAAGUGGGACUAAAUACAAUUUCAGUCUCUUCACUGUGUUUGAAAAUGUAAGAAGUAGUGGAGUAGACAUCACUGCAGUCACUGCUCCUCGUAACUCAGAGGAGUUCAAAUCAGUUGGACAAAAUGAGACCAGUAUAACUCUGCAGUGGAAGAAAGUGAAAGAAGCCCUCAGUUAUAUCAUUUUGUUCAAUGGAAACGAGAUAAACGUCACUGCAUCAGAUAGACAAGAACACGUGACACAUACAAUCAUGGAACUCACAAGUGGGACUAAAUACGAUUUCAGUCUCUUCACUGUGUUUGAAAAUGUAACAAGUAGUGGAGUAAACAUCACUGCAGUCACUGCUCCUCGUAACUCAGAGGAGUUCAAAUCAGUUGGACAAAAUGAGACCAGUAUAACUCUGCAAUGGAAGAAAGUGAAUGGCAUCCUCAACUAUGUACUUGAGUUCAAUGGAAAGGUGAUAAACGUCACUGCAUCAGAGGGACAAGAACACGUGACACAUACAAUCAUGGAACUCACAAGUGGGACUAAAUACAAUUUCAGUCUCUUCACUGUGUUUGAAAAUGUAAGAAGUAGUGGAGUAGACAUCACUGCAGUCACUGCUCCUCGUAACUCAGAGGAGUUCAAAUCAGUUGGACAAAAUGAGACCAGUAUAACUCUGCAGUGGAAGAAAGUGAAAGAAGCCCUCAGUUAUAUCAUUUUGUUCAAUGGAAACGAGAUAAACGUCACUGCAUCAGAUAGACAAGAACACGUGACACAUACAAUCAUGGAACUCACAAGUGGGACUAAAUACAAUUUCAGUCUCUUCACUGUGUUUGAAAAUGUAAGAAGUAGUGGAGUAGACAUCACUGCAGUCACUGCUCCUCGUAACUCAGAGGAGUUCAAAUCAGUUGGACAAAAUGAGACCAGUAUAACUCUGCAGUGGAAGAAAGUGAAAGAAGCCCUCAGUUAUAUCAUUUUGUUCAAUGGAAACGAGAUAAACGUCACUGCAUCAGAUAGACAAGAACACGUGACACAUACAAUCAUGGAACUCACAAGUGGGACUAAAUACGAUUUCAGUCUCUUCACUGUGUUUGAAAAUGUAAGAAGUAGUGGAGUAAACAUCACUGCAGUCACUGCUCCUCGUAACACAGAAGAGUUCAAAUCAGUUGGACAAAAUGAGACCAGUAUAACUCUGCAAUGGAAGAAAGUGAAUGGCAUCCUCAACUAUGUACUUGAGUUCAAUGGAAAGGUGAUAAACGUCACUGCAUCAGAGGGACAAGAACACGUGACACAUACAAUCAUGGAACUCACAAGUGGGACUAAAUACGAUUUCAGUCUCUUCACUGUGUUUGAAAAUGUAACAAGUAGUGGAGUAGACAUCACUGCAGUCACUGCUCCUCGUAACUCAGAGGAGUUCAAAUCAGUUGGACAAAAUGAGACCAGUAUAACUCUGCAAUGGAAGAAAGUGAAUGGCACCUUCAGCUAUAUCAUUUUGUUCAAUGGAAACGAGAUAAACGUCACUGCAUCAGAGGGACAAGAACACGUGACACAUACAAUCAUAGAACUCACAAGUGGGACUAAAUACGAUUUCAGUCUCUUCACUGUGUUUGAAAAUGUAAGAAGUAGUGGAGUAAACAUCACUGCAGUCACUGCUCCUCGUAACACAGAAGAGUUCAAAUCAGUUGGACAAAAUGAGACCAGUAUAACUCUGCAGUGGAAGAAAGUGAAAGAAGCCCUCAGUUAUAUCAUUUUGUUCAAUGGAAACGAGAUAAACGUCACUGCAUCAGAGGGACAAGAACACGUGACACAUACAAUCAUGGAACUCACAAGUGGGACUAAAUACAAUUUCAGUCUCUUCACUGUGUUUGAAAAUGUAAGAAGUAGUGGAGUAGACAUCACUGCAGUCACUGCUCCUCGUAACACAGAAGAGUUCAAAUCAGUUGGACAAAAUGAGACCAGUAUAACUCUGCAAUGGAAGAAAGUGAAUGGCAUCCUCAACUAUGUACUUGAGUUCAAUGGAAAGGUGAUAAACGUCACUGCAUCAGAGGGACAAGAACACGUGACACAUACAAUCAUGGAACUCACAAGUGGGACUAAAUACAAUUUCAGUCUCUUCACUGUGUUUGAAAAUGUAAGAAGUAGUGGAGUAGACAUCACUGCAGUCACUGCUCCUCGUAACACAGAAGAGUUCAAAUCAGUUGGACAAAAUGAGACCAGUAUAAAUCUGCAAUGGAAGAAAGUGAAUGGCAUCCUCAACUAUGUACUUGAGUUCAAUGGAAAGGUGAUAAACGUCACUGCAUCAGAGGGACAAGAACACGUGACACAUACAAUCAUGGAACUCACAAGUGGGACUAAAUACAAUUUCAGUCUCUUCACUGUGUUUGAAAAUGUAAGAAGUAGUGGAGUAGACAUCACUGCAGUCACUGCUCCUCGUAACUCAGAGGAGUUCAAAUCAGUUGGACAAACUGAGACCAGUAUAAAUCUGCAAUGGAAGAAAGUGAAUGGCAUCCUCAGCUAUAUCAUUUUGUUCAAUGGAAAGGUGAUAAACGUCACUGCAUCAGAGGGACAAGAACACGUGACACGUACAAUCGUAGAACUCACAAGUGGGACUAAAUACGAUUUCAGUCUCUUCACUGUGUUUGAAAAUGUCAGAAGUAGUGGAGUAAACAUCACUGCAGUCACUGUUCCCACAAUGGUGGCUUUGGUCAAUGUGACUGAACGCUCUGUUACCAGCGUAACCCUGCAGUGGAAUGUGGAUGUGGAGAAAAACUGGAACUACACUCUUCAAAUUAAUGGGGAAACCUUUCAAGUUCCCCAAAAUGGAUCCUUGAAUGUUGUGUCACAGUCAUCGCAAUCUCUCCAGCCUGGAACAGAGUAUGCAUUCAGCGUGACCACGGUAUUCUCUGGACUCAAAAGCACUCCUUAUAAAGGCUUCAUAGUGACAGCCAUAGACUGUACCAAUGUGUCCUGGCAUGUUACUAACUUAUCGAUCCAAGGAGUGAUUGAAGGCUUGUUCUCGAAUGCAACAGCCACUAAUAAAUCCCAAACUCAUGUCAGUCCUGGAGGUCGCAAUGUGUCAUUUUCUGGUCUUUACCCCGGUGCAACCUAUACAGUGUCUCUUGUGUAUGAAAGAAAUUCCACACGCUUUCAACAGUGUAGCCACAAUCUGACAAUCAUUCCUCCAGAUUUAAGUGCUCACUGUGAGUACUGGGCAGCUGGCUACUCUGUCUUUAUUGUCUGGAAUAAGCCGGCUGGAGUGUGGACUUCAGUCGAGGUUAAUGUGACUGGGAAAACUCAUAAAGUGGAAAAUGGGGAACAGCAUAUCAAAAUAUCUGGAUUCCUACCUGCCAGAACAUAUGAGGUGUCUUUAGCUUCACUGUCUGGGACCGUCAGGAGUUAUAAACCAAUUGUUUUUUCAUGUCCUACCGAUCCAAGAGGAGUCAUUGCAGGGUCAGUUUUUGCUGUGCUUCUUUUUGGUCUCCUGGUUGGUCUGAUUGUCUUGAUUAUGCUUAAAAGACCAGAUAUCAUCAGCAGAAGAAAGAUGUUCAUCGGUGGUUCCAUACUAUCUAAUAAAAAGUGCAUAGCUAUUCCGGUGACGAAGUUUCCAGACCACUUCUACCAAUUAAGUGCAGAUGAGAACAGAGGUUUCAGUGAGGAAUAUGAGAAUCUCAUUCCUGUUGGCACUGAGCAGACACGCAAGGAAGCUGUUCUACCUGAGAACAAAGCGAGGAAUCGUUUCAACAAUGUCCUGCCAUAUGACUGGUGUCGGGUGAAGCUAACUACAUCAAAUUCCAACGGGACCUCCGACUACAUUAAUGCCAAUUACAUGCCAGGCUACAACAGCAACAGAGAGUACAUUGCCACUCAGGGUCCUCUGCCCUACACAGUCAAUGAUUUCUGGAGGAUGAUCUGGGAACAAAGAGUGAAACGCAUCGUCAUGGUUACCAACUGCACUGAGGGAGGAAGGACUAAGUGUGAACAAUACUGGCCUGCUGAUAGCAGGCCUUGCCUUCACGGAGAGCUGUUGGUCACCAUCACGUCUGUGCAGCAGGAGCCCAACUGGACAUUGAGGGAAUUUAGGAUGAAACAUAGGAACACCUCAGAGGAGCGCAUGGUGAAACAUUUUCACUUCACUGCCUGGCCUGACCAUGGCGUCCCACAGGGCACAGAAGUCCUGAUCCAGUUCAGGGGACUGGUGAGGCAACAUAUAGAGAAAGAAGGGACUGGAGCACCGACCGUAGUGCACUGCAGUGCUGGAGUGGGGAGGACAGGCACUAUCAUCGCCCUAGAUGUGUUGCUCCAGCAGCUAGGGAAAGAAAGAGCAGUGGACAUCAACGGUUUUGUGCACAAGAUGAGACUGUGUCGACCAUACAUGGUGCAGACAGAGUCCCAGUAUGUUUUCCUGCACCAAUGCAUCAUGGACAGUCUGCAGGCACACGACAAGCUUGAAGAGAACAUAUAUGAGAACUCAGACAUGAUUUAUGCUAAUGCCACUGCACUCCAAGAGUUUCACUCAAAUGCCUAAACUAAACAAGAUUGUGCACUUCAUGACAAACUAAUUCAAGUCUACAUACUUUGUAUAUUGUUAUAAAGUGUAAAUAUGAAAAACAUUUGAGCCUUAUAUAUUUAGUGUAUAUGCAUAGUUUCCCUUUUAUAUGCAAAGUUAUUAUCAUCAUCAUCAUCAUCAUCAUCAUCAUGUGAGGGAACAAUACUCCUGCUGACCAAAGAAUGUUUUCAAAUUGAAUUUAUUUAUAAGAAAUGUAGGUAGAUAAGUAUGUUUUUUAUUUGUACAAGAAAUAAAGUAUUUUUAGUAACAAAAUCA